AUGGAUUACCAGCACAUCAUUCUUCCUCUACGCCGUCAGGGAAAAUCUACAAGAUUCAUAACUGCAGAAGUCAAAAAGAUUGAUGAAACUGUAACUUAUUAUGCAGUUAGACGCUUCAUUCAUGAUUUUGAGAACUAUUCUUCUAAACAGAAAAAAGAAUAUACACCCCGAGUUUAUGGCGGGCAGUUUGAGCAUAUUAAAUCGCUAAUAGAAGAAAGAUUCUCGAGAAACAACUCCACUACGUGUAGAGAAAUCGCUGAUACACUGAAAAUGCAGGAUAUAUUCAUCAGUCCGGCACAAAUAAGACGAUACCGGUCCAAUCUUGGGUUAAAAAGAACUAACACCAAGUAUUGCCAUACUAUCAGGGAGCAAAACAAGAUAAUCCGUGUGAUAUUUGCGCAGGAAAUGUUAGCAAUAAACGAAUCAUUUUAUGACUGCGUUUUCACUGAUGAAUGCACAGUACAAAUUGACUGUUCCACACAAUAUUCCUAUGCAAGAGAUGGUGAUCCAUACUCGAGACUUCGCAACCGCAAAAAGCACCCUGGCAAAGUCCAUGUGUGGGGAGGAAUCUCCUGCAGAGGUGCAACACAAAUUGCCAUUUUUCCGGGAAAAACACGCAUGAAUAGCGAGUAUUAUUGUCGUAUAAUUGAGCGACUUUAUCUCCCCUUUCAAUCAAGUCGCUAUCGAGGAUAUGCUCGUCUUGUACAGGAUAACGCACCCGCGCAUACGAGUUCCUACACUCGUCAAAAAUUUCAAGAAUGGAAUAUCCAGCUAUUGAACUGGCCUGCUGAGUCCCCAGAUUUGAAUCCUAUUGAAUUAGUAUGGGGUAACAUGAAGAGUUAUAUUAGACGUCGCGGCGUUCGUACAAUAAGCGAAUUGAAAUCUUCUAUCCUUGCAUAUUGGGAAAAAUUAACGCCGGAGACUUGUGAAAAAUACGCAGCUGGCAUUAAGAGACGUUUGCGAAGAGUUAUCAAGCGCAAUGGAGGAAAUAUCCUAGAAGGGCGUCAAACGGAAAGUGAUUUUGAAACGGACAAUCUCGAAUAG
Necator americanus (New World hookworm) is the source of this 1044-nucleotide messenger RNA. RefSeq lists its product as uncharacterized. Gene Ontology annotation, molecular function: nucleic acid binding. The transcript is spliced from 6 exons. Lineage: Eukaryota; Metazoa; Nematoda; Chromadorea; Rhabditida; Ancylostomatidae. The record is from RefSeq and is a predicted model, not a curated record. The coding region runs from base 1 to 1044 and encodes 347 amino acids.